Messenger RNA from Auanema sp. JU1783, 1896 nucleotides. Lineage: Eukaryota; Metazoa; Nematoda; Chromadorea; Rhabditida; Rhabditidae. The record is from the annotation of a GenBank genome assembly.
AUGCCUUUACCCAGAAUUUUGAGUGAAGAGGAUAAUUUACCUCCUGAGGAGGGUCCAUUUGAUGAAGAAGCUCCUCUACUAACAUCGCCAUCACCGGCGAAAUCCUCUAAACAUGUACUCACUUCAGCCCUUAUGCUAUUAGUUUUUUGCUUUCUCAUAACAACAGUAGCCUUUGCAGCUUUAUAUUUCCAUUUGAGAGCAGAUACUGCUCGAUUACCGAAGUGGCCGAAACCAUCUUUAAGUCCUUUAGGAAAAUAUUCCAAAGCAGCCGUUGCUGCAGACAAUGAAAUUUGCUCAACUGUAGGAAGAAACACUUUAUUACGUGGAGGAAAUGCUGUGGAUGCAGCUAUUUCUACUUUGAUUUGUAUAGGAGUGAUGGAUACACAUUCAUCUGGAAUAGGUGGAGGUCACUUUAUGACUAUAUUCAAUGGGACUACCGAGGAAUGUAUUGUAAUUGAUGCUCGAGAAGUGGCUCCAUUAGCUGCAACUGAGGAUAUGUUCAAAGGACGAUGGAAUGAGAGUCGUUUAGGUUGGAAAGCCGUUGCGGUUCCAGGAGAACUGCAUGGUAUUUGGACAGCUUUCGUUAAAUAUGGAAGUCGAAAAGUUACUUGGUCAAGUCUUGUAGAGCCUACGAUCGAGCUUCUGCAGGAAGGUUACCCCACCUCUCAUGCUCUUGCAAAAGCUCUAUCAGAGAAUGAAAAUGUUAUUCGUAAUGAACCCACCAUGUUCGAGUAUAUCAAUCCUCAAACAAAGAAAGUGUUCACUGUUGGUCAACAAAUCAAAACGAGAGUGAGCUUCCUUAAGACUUUGCAAGUGUUGGCCAAUUCCACUAACCCUGUGAAAGAGUUCUAUGAAGGUGAUUUAGCUGAGAAGAUGGUUGCCGAAUUUAAAAAGAAUGGUGGAAUAAUAACAUUGGAAGACUUCAAAUCGUACAAGUCCAAGAUCAUAGAAAACAAGGAUGUGAUUCAUACAAAUCUGAGAAAUUCUAGGAGGAUUUGUGGUGCUCCACCACCAGCUGGAUCUGCAGUUGCUCAAGCUAUAUUAUCUGUAAUGGAUGGUUAUGAGUACAACACAAAAUCGUUCGACGAAAUUGUUCAGUUUUAUCAUCAUUUCCUGGAAUCUUCGAAGUUUGCUUAUGCCGGACGUAGUUGGCUUGGAGAUCCUAAUUUCGUUGCGAAUGCAACUGAUAUUGCUCACAAUAUAACGUCGAGCGAGUGGGCUGACUGGGUUCGUAGUAUGAUAACAGACAAGACUCAUCCAGAUUUCUACUAUGGUGGCUCUUUUGAAGCUGCACCGGAAGACCAUGGAACAACCCAUAUUAGCAUCUUUGAUGACUACGGAAAUGCCGUGUCCGUCACUUCCACCAUCAAUUUGCACAUGGGGGCCAUGGUAACUAGUUUAUCGACCGGAGUACUUUGGAAUAAUGAAAUGGAUGAUUUUUCAACUCCUGGUCACGCAAAUUUCUUCGGAUUUCCUCCAUCUCCAGCCAACUUCAUCCGGCCCGGAAAACGUCCGAUGAGCAGUCAGAGUCCACUCGUUGUUUUACAAACUAAUAAGAAAAAUCAAACUAAACCCAUUCUGGCAGUUGGGGGAGCUGGAGGAUCCACAAUCAUUUCUGGAGUAGCUGGAGUUGCUCUUCAUGCUCUGUGGCUGAAAGCUGAUGUCAAACAGGCUAUCGAUGCUCCUCGACUCCACAAUCAGUUACAGCCUAACCGAACUGAUUAUGAACCCAAUUUCCCAAAGCCUUACUUGGAAGCUCUGAAGGCUCGUGGUCAUACAAUGCACCCAGUGCACAACUUGACAGUUGUCACCGCAGUCGAAAGAGGAAAAGAUGGUCAGAUAUACGCGAACUCCGACUUCCGUAAAGGAGAAGAAAGUGCCUCUGCGGGUUAUUAA